GGAUUAUUAUGUAAUUUCCAUAUGUUUUUCUAUUAGCCCUCUCUGUUCUCGCUCUUCAGCCCCCGCCUCUCUCUCUCGUCUCAACUCAGCUCUCACAUUUUUCCGACGCCGUAUCAGUUGGAGAAUCUGAACCACUUCUUUCUGCCUCAACUAGUGCUCCAAGAUGAGAAUUAAGAAACGAAAGCGUCAGAACAGGGCAGUGAAGUUCUACACUGCUUGCUGUGGUUUCAGAAAGCCCUUCAGAGUAUUCUGCUGUGGCACAUUUGUGCACCACUUGGUUGAUAAUCACAUCACACCUGCUGACCAAGUCAUCUCUGAACUUCUUGGCUCUCCAGUCAAGCUUUUCACUACCAGGUGUAUUAUUGCAGAGUUGAAAAGGCUUGGUCCAUCUUAUACUGACGCUCUUGAAGCAGCUCGUAGCCUCAUAACUGCCAGAUGUCCACAUGAAGAAUUGAAGGGUGGUGAUGCUUGCAUUGCUGAUAUUAUUGGCAAAACUAAUGCUGAGCACUUCUUUCUUGCUACUACGGAUUAUGGUCUGCGAGAGAAGUUCAGGGAGAUACCCAAUACUCCUAUAAUAUAUGCUUCACAAAAUGCUGUAUUGCUUGAAUCGCCAUCUCCUUUUCAACGGUCUUGCAUUAAAAAAAUGGAAGAGGAGCGUUCUCACAUGAGUUCAUUGGAGCAAAAGAUCUUGGCUAAUAAGGGAAUAUCUAAGGAAGAAAAUGAUGAUUCUGAAAAAGAAGGAACAGAAGAUGAGCAAACUGUUAAAAGGAAGAAAGUCAAUAAGGGAUUGGAGAUGAAGGAUAAAGUUCAGUUUAAAAGAAAUAGAGCAAAGGGUCCAAAUCCACUUUCAUGUUUGAAGAAAAAGAAGCCUGAAAAUACAGAUGCUCAACCAAAGAAGGAUGGGAACGGGAAUAGUGAUUCUUCUAAAAAGAGAAAUAGAAAGCGCAAGAGGUCCAAGACAAACCAAACAAAGCAGGCUUCGGAGAACUAGAGAUACCAAAAUCCCCAAGUGUUUCAAAUGAUUCUUUGUUUUUGUAGUUUUAACAGAAAAGUUAGGAUAAAGACACCAUAUAUUGCAUAUGAAUUCCCCUAUUGAGUGCUGACAAAGUGAAGAACAAUUUUACAGACGUUGUCAUAAUUGUUUUGAGUUCCAUUGUGCUUCAUGAAUGCAAUUUUGUUCUCCUAACAGAAGAGAAUUCUGUAUAGAAAUGGGAUAUAUACUCAUUCUUGAAAAUUCCUUGAGAUGAAGUAGAUUAAAAGUGUUUUCAACCAGGAACAAAUCACAAGUAUAUUCUGUUGAGAAUCCUGUAAUCUUAAAUCCACAAGUAGUUUGUUUUUGUAA
Molecule: messenger RNA, 1342 nt
Organism: Humulus lupulus (European hop)
Lineage: Eukaryota; Viridiplantae; Streptophyta; Magnoliopsida; Rosales; Cannabaceae
Exons: 7
Coding region: 164-991 (275 amino acids)
Cellular component (GO): nucleolus; small-subunit processome
Molecular function (GO): small ribosomal subunit rRNA binding
Source: RefSeq, a predicted model, not a curated record